Molecule: messenger RNA, 2034 nt
Organism: Phoenix dactylifera (date palm)
Lineage: Eukaryota; Viridiplantae; Streptophyta; Magnoliopsida; Arecales; Arecaceae
Molecular function (GO): lipid binding
Source: RefSeq, a predicted model, not a curated record
ACACGCACUGACAUGGGUGGAUGAGCUGUGGGGCCCGAUGAUUGUGGGUCCCUGCUGACAUGGCAGCAUCAGAAGCCACUAUGUGCUAGGGUCAUAUGCCUGUUCUGAGGUGGCUUUGUGCCCCUCAAAGCAGGCAAACGUCUAAAAAAAACAUGAGCUAUGCCCCUUUGGCAUGGCUCUCAGUUCAUCCUCCUGCUCUCCAUCCCAUUCUUUUCUUCCGGUUCUCAUCAACACCAUGUGCUUCAACUCCCCCACCCUUUGCCCUCCUCUUCUUUAAAGAAAAGAAUCUUGCUUUACUGUGUGAGUGAGAGAGAGCACAUGCAAGUCCAAUCAUGGAGGUUCUUCUACUGGCAUUGCAUGUGACUCAAUCACUGCAAGCCACUCCCACCCCCUUCUUUGCCUCCACCUCUUCCCUUUCAAAUUCCCCAUAUAUCAACCACUCUCUUAACCCUCUUAAACCAAUGACACAAUGAGCACUUCCUCAGGUACUACGACUGCAACUUCUCGCUCUUGGUCUGUUAGUGAGGAUUCAUUGAGAAGGUAUGUAUCGUACGCAAGCGAGAGCUGCAUUCAGGAGCUGCUAUCUGCAUCAGACUCAAGCCGGGCCGAAGGUGGUGAUGGAUGGAAAGUGUUGGCAUUUGAAAAUGGUGUUGAGAUAUCGAAGCGGUGCUCAGGCUCACCGCAUGUCUUCCGUGGCAGGUGGCUGCUCCGUUCAGUCUCGCCACAGCAGUUCAUCACCGUCGCCACUGCUAUUGACGCUGCUAAGCAAUGGGAUCCCGAUCUAGUGGAAGCCAAAUAUAUAAAGGACCUUAACGAUAAUCUCAGCAUUAUUCGCCUAAGGUUUGGUGAUGCCUCGAAACCACUCUUCAAGAACAGAGAAUUUAUAGUUUACGAGCGACGGGAGACAAUGGAUGAUGGAACUCUUGUGGUUGCUGUGGCAUCUCUACCGAAGGAGAUCGCUGCAGGAUUGCAGCCUAAGAAGAAUAAUUCCAUUAGAGGGCUAUUGCUGCAGUCUGGAUGGGUGGUUGAGAAGCUUGAGGAUGACUCCUGCAUGGUGACUUACGUCGUUCAGCUUUUCCUUCAUUUCCUUAUUUAGAAGAAGCCUUGCAGCUUGCCCAAGGGAAGGUUCAUGAACUUUUCAGUACUCAUAGGGAGAUUUUAAAGCCAGAAGAAACCAAGUUGGUUGCCCCAAUCCCAAUCCCUCCAGCAAUCUAGACUUGCCUAUCCCCAUCUAGAAUCAUAGCAUCGACUAUUGAUUAGUUGGCAGAUGAAUGGAAUUGUCUAGAUAGUGCAACUUCUAUAACUACAGGCACAAAACAAGAAACAAGGUUUGAGUUUGAGAUCAUAAAAACUUUAAAAGGUGAAGUGUUAACUAGCCUGAUGGGGAACAGUUACAUCUCUGCAACGAAAUAUCAAUGAAAUAGAACAGGGAACAAAUAAACAUCGAAACUUUGAAGGAAAACGAGAUCAAGAACUCGAUUUGGAAAGAAACAUAGAAUCUGGAUGCUCGAGGCCAUGAUUUGAAUCGUCGCCUGCCAAGAAACGAAGGGAUUGACUCCCUUUGACUUGACCCAAGGCCAUCGAAAUCGAAUCAAAAGGCCGUUCGAGAGGAACCAAGAACUGGGUCAUUGAAAACUGGAAGAGAGAAGUAAAGAAGCGGUUGGGGAAUUGAUGGACAAUCUUGAUGCUCGAGACUGUGAUUUGAAUCGUCACCUGCCAAGAAACAAAGGGAUCGACUCCCUUUGACUUGACCCAAGGCCACCGAAAUCGAAUCAAAAGGCCGUUCGAGAGGAACCAAGAACUGGAUCAUUGAAAGCUGGAAGAGAGAAGGAAGAAGCGGUUGGGGAAUUGAGGGACAAUCUUGAUGCUCGAGACCGUGAUUUGAAUCGUCACCUGCCAAGAAACAAAGGGGUUGACUCCCUUUGACUUGACCCAAGGCCAUCGAAAUCGCAUCAAAAGGCCGUUCGAGAGGAACCAAAAACUGGAUCAUUGAAAACUGGAAGAGUGAAGGAAAGAAGCGGUUGGGGAAUUGAG